CGGGAGAACUCAAGGGCUAUGAACUCCCGCCAACGUCAUCCAUUGAAGCUGCCGAAAAUACCGAUUCGAGUCUCUGAAGCUCAUGGCUCCUCUCCAAUGGAACCAACCCCCCAGGAACCAUUCUCCUCUCACUCCCCAACCUACCAAGCUCUCCUCCGAGCUGGCCCCCGCCUCCGCCCCCUCCACCAAGUCCACGCCCGCAUUCUCGUCUCGGGCCUCCACUGCUCCCUCUCCCUUCUCACCAAACUUCUCACCUUUGCCUGCACCGCCGGUGCCAUCGACUAUACCCGCCGCCUCCUCUUCUCCGUCCCCAACCCCGACUCCUUCCUUUUUGGCUCCCUCAUCCGGAGUGCCUCCAAAUCCCACCUCUCCACCGACGCCAUCUUCUUCUACCACCGUAUGCUUUCGGCCCGGCUGAAGCCCUCCAACUACACCUUCACCUCCGUCAUAAAAGCCUGUGCCGACCUCUCGGCAUUGACGGUCGGUAGAAUCAUCCAUUCACAUGUUCUUGUUAAUGGCUUCGGCUUGGAUUGUUUUGUUCAAACUGCAUUGGUGGUCUUCUAUGCGAAAUGUGGCGACUGGUAUUCUGCUCGGAAGUUGUUUGAUAGAAUUCCUGACAGAAGUGUUGUUGCAUGGAAUGCCAUGAUAGCGGGAUAUGAGCAGAAUGGGCUUGCUGAGGAAGCUAUCAAGUUGUUUCACAGGAUGCAGGCGGAAGGGGUUGAGCCUGAUUCGGCAACGUUGGUUAGCUUGCUGUCUGCCUGCUCCCAUGUGUGUGCGUUGGGUUUAGGUCAAUGGGUGGAUACAUUUAUUGUUGACAAAGGUAUGGAUGUCAAUGUGGUUCUAGGCACUUCACUCAUAAACAUGUAUGCUAGAUGUGGGCACGUGCAGAAGGCCCGUGAGGUAUUUGAUGGGUUCCAAGAACGGAAUGUCGUUGCUUGGACUGCCAUGAUUUCGGGGUAUGGGAUGAAUGGCUAUGGGAAUCAAGCAGUUGAGCUCUUUCAUCGUAUGAAAACUGAAGGCCCAUUGCCAAACGAUGUUACCUUUGUUGCAGUUCUAUCUGCUUGUGCUCAUUUUGGACUGGUUAGUGAAGGCCGUGAAGUUUUUAAGUCCAUGAAGCGGGACUAUGGGUUGGCCCCUCGGGUUGAGCACCAUGUCUGCAUGGUUGAUAUGUUUGGAAGGGCUGGGCUUCUUGAUGAAGCUGUCCGAUUCAUCAGGGAUUGGAUACCAGGAGAACCAGGGCCAGAAGUUUGGACAGCGAUGCUUGGGGCCUGCAAGAUGCACAAAGAUUUUGACCUUGGAGUGGAGGUGGCUGAGCGGCUUCUUGCCAUCGAACCUGAGAACCCUGCUCACUAUGUGUUGCUGUCUAAUCUAUAUGCAUUGGCUGGUAUGACGGACCGGGUUGAGAAAAUUAGACAAGUGAUGAUUCACAGAGGUUUGAAGAAGAACACUGGGUUUAGCUCGGUAGAGAUCAAUCAUGUGGCCCAUGUCUUUCGCAAUGGCGAUACAUCUCAUCCACAGACUGUGGAAAUUCGCCAAUAUUUGGAGCAAUUGAUUUAUAGGAUCAGGGAAGCAGGAUAUGUACCAGAAACUGACUCGGUGCUUCAUGAAUUGGAAGGAGAGGAGAGGGAGUUUGCACUUAGAUUCCACAGUGAGAAGCUGGCAGUAGCAUUUGGGCUCAUGAGUACCAGUAACAAGACAUUGAUUCGAAUUGUCAAGAACCUUCGGAUAUGUGGUGAUUGUCAUUUGGCCAUUAAGUUCAUGUCGGUUGUUGCUGAUAGAGAAAUAAUAGUUAGAGACAAGCAUAGAUUCCAUCAUUUUAAAAAGGGCCUCUGUUCUUGCCAAGACUAUUGGUGAUAGCCUCCCUUAAUAUUUUGGAUAUUAGUAACCUUUCAGUGAGGAUGAGCAUAGGAUGACUCCACUUAGCUGGUCACUCAUGGAUAGGGCAGUCAAUGUGAGUUGAGUUUUUAACAACAAGGUGGGCAGAUACGAAGGUCAAUCACAAAUGUUACGUCCUAAUAAUUUGGCCUUAACUUUGAAAUUGAUGGUCAUGGUUCGGUCAUCCAUUUGACAAUAUGAGCUAUCUUCGUGUUUCAAAAUAGCAGUUUUGUAGAUCUGCAGCAGUUCCUGAGGUUCUGUAUCUGGUCACAGUCUGUUCCAAGUGAUUUCAGCUACUGAAAAAAGUAAGAGAUUAAUAAGUUAUUCAGAUGAAUGCAUUGAUUUGUUAUUAACGAGGUCAUUCAGGUGAUAUUUGUUUUUUCUCAACAGUCCGUUCACUCUGUUCUGAUUAUCUUAAUUUUCUGUUCCGAUGGCUUAGUCUAUCCUCGAGCCAAGCUGCUUUGUGCAGCAAAUGGUCUAAUUCCAGGUUCAGUUUUUUCCUCCCCAGAGUUAAUCACUCAAUUUCUCUGAAAGGUACACUUUCUUUCCCAUUAUUUAUGUUUGCCCAGGAAAAUGGAGUUUCUCUGUGUUUUGGUUGACUUUCUGGAGCUAUGGAGUGGCUGUGUGUGAACAUUGUGCAAUAUAUUUUAAGAUGGCCGAUAAAUUAUAGGAAAGGGAAAAGAAAGCAUACAAAAUACUUCCUCGAAAAAAAGAGAAGAAACUAUAUCGAUGAAUUGGGGUUAAUGACAAGUUCUUCAAAUGUCAAAAAGGAUCUGAUUGGAGGGGUUAGUUCACCUGAAAUCUUUCUAUGUGAAUUCUACUAUUAUGAACCAAAGAACAAAAGAAAAUCAACCCAAGUUUUCUCUUAAAGCACCACCUACCAGCAUUUAUCCCAAAACCAUGAUCAUUACCCAGAAGAGGAAGAGGGUGAAAGGGGUUUCUGUCUGUUAGUGUUAAUUUGCAAACCAACCAAUUUAAAUAUCACCAAUCACUUUAUUUCUCACCAUCAUAUUCAUUUUGUUCACGUUGGGUUUCAGGUUUCUCAGGAUACUUGUAUCCUAGUGAAUCAUUCCCUUAGACCUAUUUGUUCUCUCCAAGGCAAUGAUCUAGUAGCUUGUAUUUGUUGGGAAAAAAGAUUAUAUUGGUCAAUGCUAGAUUUGAUACAUGAUCAUACUGAUGUUGUUUAAAACUGUGCACACCAUGCAUGGGCCGCAUCACAGCAGAAUUUGUAACGUUUUUGCCUUGCUUUUCCUCUUCUUUAAAUGAAAUUCAAGAAGCUUUGUACUUGCAAUUUCUCUCUACUCUAUACCUCCCUCAUCUCUCCACAUGCAAAUGCCUCGUGAAUCCUCUCCCCACCAUUUCAAUUCAUAAGACUUGUGAGUUACUGAUGUCCACUUGUAUGACUAUAUGCUCGUUUUACCUGUAAUCUUUCUGAUGCGAAGAAUUUGACAAUGUCUGCAUACUGGUAACAGCCACACAAGAAAACUUUUCCAUUUUAUGUAAAUAUGUUGGGUGGAAAAAAACGUCGUGAUUAUGAUUUUAGUUAAGAUUGGUGUAUCUGGCCCAUUUUCAAGGAAAACAAAAUAAAUCUGUCCUAAGGUGAAACAAGUAGAAAAAAAAAAAAUCCAAGAUUCAAGCACUUAUCAUAUGAUAUGUAAUUUUUCCUUGGCAUAUGCUCCAUAGUAAGCUCUCACUCCUGAUAUAUCACAACUGUUAAAUUGUAUUCUGACUCAUUGAUAAGUAAUUAUAGAUUAUCUUUGAUCAAAAAUAAAAAAUUCAUAGAUAAUCUGAUAAUUAUUAGUUUUUUUCUCAAGCGAUGUUCCCACUAAUGUUUUUCCUCCAAUGAAACAUAAUAUCUGGUUGGUUGGGUCGGGUUUAGCGAUUAAUGUUUACACGUACCCUUGGUUUACUAUGAUCCCAUUAAUUGUUUGGCCUACUUUUAUUAAUAUGGAUACUCUUGAUCUUAAUUUGCAUGUUGCAGAUCUUGUAAAUGAGGAUAGGACUUGGAAUCUAACUCGUUUGACCAAUCUUUUUUCAAUGGAUUUGGUUAGAAGUAUAUCUGUCAUCCCUCUUCCUCAAGGCCUUUGGCCUGAUAAAUUGGUGUGGGGCCCCUCCAGACUUACCCAUGUAACCCUUCAGGAUAUGAGAACUCUUACUUUACAUAACAUCCAACAUAAUCAGGUUCAAUAUGGUUGGGUUUGGUCUCUAAAGGUUCCCCCUAGAGUCAAGACCUUUUUAUGGAGAUUAGCUUGGGAAAGGUUGCCAUCUAAAACAUUGUUAGCCCAUUGUCAUAUCAUCCCGAUUGAGCAAAGAUUUUGUGACUUAUGUCCUCAUCAGGAAGAAGAUUCUGAACAUCCUAUUUUUGCUUGUCUAUUGGCCCAACAUUGUUGGCAGCAGCUUAGUGUCAUGUACCGAGUGAAUUUCUCUUCUACAUCUUUGCCGGCGUUGUUGGAUUUUUUAUCAAGUGCCUUGGUAGAGAUGGGACAUAAGUCAUUAGUAGCAUAUGUAGCAUGGUUGCUGUGGAAAGUUCGAAAUGAUCGAAUUUUUAAUAAUCAAUAUACUACACCAUUGCAAAUAUUCCAUCAAUUAGCUAUUUUUGUUGUGGACUCUGGAUGCAUCAAUGUAUGAUCUUUGCAAACUCUGUGCAGGUACUGGGGUAGCCAUCUUCAAAAGGAUUUUACCUUUUGUUCCCCCAAUUUGUUGUGUUGGCUACCUCCUCCCAUUGGAGUUUUAAAAAUAAAUUUUGAUGCAUCCAUAACUGCUAACAAGGCUGCUGCGGGUUAUGUGAUUAGAAAUACUAAUGCUGUGUUGAUGAGGGUUGGUGGGAAAUUGCUACCUCAUAUUUCAGUUCCAUUUGCAGAGUUGCUGGCUGCUUGGCUUGGAGUUCGAACUGCUAUAUACGAGCUACAUGCUACUUAUAUAUGGAUUGAAGGUGAUUCAUCUACUGCUGUAUCGUGCAUCAAGAAUCCUGAAUUGCAAAGAUUUGGUCAUAUGCCUUUUCUUCAGGAUUUAAUUCAAUGGCAAGGUGCAAUGCACUUUUGCAAAAUUACACAUAUUUUUCGUGAGGCUAAUCAGGUUGCUGAUUAUAUGGCCCGUUUAGCUCUUCAAGGAGAUUUUGUGAAAAAUGAUGCCUGAGAGAUGGAUUUUACUUGUAAUUAUCUAUUGCAGGCUGAUGCAUAUGGGAUCCAAUCUAGUAGAUAGUGCCAACCCCAAAGUUGGAGGCUUUCAAACUUAUGUCUACCUUGGUGAUGUUUGUUUAGCCAUUUCAUAUCUGUUUCAUAAUUGCUUAACCCAGGAAAGCUUGUUUUACUGAUGGUACCAUUGGGACAGGGUUAAUUGAUCAAUCAAUGCUGAAUUAUAAUGUACAAGAUGUGAAGUGGCUGGAAGAUGCAGACUAUAGGAUGAGUUGGUUAAUAUGGUACAUCCUUUUAAAUAAGCAGGUUUUAUCAAAUCUCAGCCUUGAUUUUGAACUGGGUAAUCUGCAAUCACUGAGCUGGGUCUCAGCCGGUUAUAUAACAUCUUUGCUUUUAUAUCUAUUGGUUAUGGCACAUCAAGGAGCUGGGAUUCAAGGAAACAUUAGAUUUUAUCUGGACGGCUUGGUGCUUUACUCUGUUCAUUGGCAAGAGGUGGUUCAUUAUGCUGGCUGAUAUGUAUCUAUGUCUUGUUGUUUUUAUCCAGAGGGAACAAAUGACAGUCUUUCAUCCUAUGGGGUACAAAAGUGAUAUGUGUGGUAAAAUGAGGAAAGGGCGAAUGUUUCAUGAAAAAUUUAUAGGCCCAAAAUGGAAUGGAAAAAAUUCACACAGAAGGAAAAAAUUGAGUGGUAUUUUAAAAAACGGAGAGGGAAGAGCUGUGAGGAAAUCUCUAACUUCCUUUUUGGUUUAUCAUAUGCAGAUUGGAUGGAGUCUAUUAACACAUCUUUCUGAGUCCCUUUAUCUUUCUAAGAUCAAUGCUAAUCUACAAUCUUGGAGCUGGUCGUUUGUUGGUCAUAGCAGAUUUUUAUUUUUACACAAUUAUCAUAACUUGGGGAAUAUUCAUAGCAUCAUAGUACUAUAUACAACCAAGAUUCCUCUACAGAGUUUACAUAAAUUGGAAAUCAAGAGGACUGGGACACAGAUUAUGAAUGCAACAUGUUUUCUUAUAUUACAGGACCAUGUGCAAUUACGGCAUAGGAAAGAGGGGUUGAUUGCAAAAUCCUUUGUACUAUUUGGGAUGGACUAUUGUGCCAGGCAAAAUAUCCACAUGUGGAGGCUUUUUGUUUGGGCUGAUGUGCAUUACUAUUAUGUAGACGGGAUUCAGGUGAAAUGCAUGUUUCUUUAUCAAAAUGCUGAUGCAUAAAACUGUUAUUUGUGGAGAAAAAAGUAAAAGGGCAAACGAAACAGGAAAAAUUUAUAGGCCCAAAAAUAAAUGGAAAAAGUUUGAGAGAUGGAAAAAACUAGAGGGAAAAGAAAAGAUGAGGAACACCAUUAAAAAACAGAGGGGAGAGCAGUGAGGAUUUUGCUAACAUGUUUUUUGUUAAUUUAUAUGCAGGUCUACUGUUGUUCUCUAGCCUCUGUUAUAAUCACAACAAAGUUCCUGGACAAGGGCUCAAUACUGGAUGGACUAGUUUCAAUUUAGCUCUUCAACGAAUGCUAUUUUCUAACCUGCUUAGAUUAAUUUCUCUCUUCUGCUCUAGCUGUUAUUAUUCCUUGAUGUGCCAUUGCCAUGGUCUUCAAUUCAGUGCCAGAUUCUUCAAUUGUGCCAUGCAGGGAUGUGCCACCUUCUUAUACACUGUUGCAACUAUUUAUUACCUUUCAGAUGUUGCUCUUUUAAAUGGCAUAUGCAGAUCCAAGAAUUCAGCUACUGUUGUGCACCAUAUAAUCAGUUUAUUGUCUUCAUUAACUAUCUGGAGGUUUUAUGGCUCUUUUUAAAGGUGAUCUAUUGAUUUUCACAUCUGCUUUUGAUCUAUGGUUAUAUGCUACUCUGCCAUUUGCUACUUCACAUCAUCUUUCUAUUCAGAGUGACUACCUACUGCUCCCAACUGGACCCAUCAACAGAACUCCACAUGUUGUUAAUGUUGUUUCAUUUCUUAUUAUCUGAAAUUGCUUCCUACUCUCAGCUGGCUUCAACAUCCGAAUUCCAUAUGCUGUUAAUGUCAUUUCAAUUCUUAUUAUAUGCAAUUACAUCUGG
Elaeis guineensis (African oil palm) is the source of this 7041-nucleotide messenger RNA. Lineage: Eukaryota; Viridiplantae; Streptophyta; Magnoliopsida; Arecales; Arecaceae. The record is from RefSeq and is a predicted model, not a curated record.